Ipomoea triloba (trilobed morning glory) is the source of this 1665-nucleotide messenger RNA. RefSeq lists its product as uncharacterized. The coding region runs from base 241 to 1638 and encodes 465 amino acids. The record is from RefSeq and is a predicted model, not a curated record. Gene Ontology annotation, molecular function: glycosyltransferase activity. NCBI's taxonomy places the organism in Eukaryota, Viridiplantae, Streptophyta, Magnoliopsida, Solanales, Convolvulaceae. The transcript has 2 exons.
UCAGUUUCUAUUCUCUAAGAACAUGUGCGUCUGCUUAUAAAAUAAGAAACCUCCAUUUCUAUUCUUUAAAGAUAUGUUUAUCUGCUUAUAUAAUCCUCUGAAGGCCGGGAAAGUUGGAUCUUUUCUGAUUUGAAAAUGUCGAUAAUGCUGAGAGUCUUUGUUGAUAGUUCCAAUCUCGAGACUUGGUUUAAUUUUCUUCAAAAGUCAGAUCAGAAUUGAAGAGCGAUUGCAGAGACACUGAUGGAAACACAGCGCGGUUUCAAUCUGGGAAUUCCAAGCGCUACAAAGCACAUUACAUUCCUCUUCGCUUCAUUUCUGCUUCUCCUUCUCCUCUUUCACAUCCACUUUUCCCCUUUUGAUCUCUCUUCUUCUCCUGCUUCCCAUCCAUGGAUGUUUCCUGACAGCUCAGGGGUCGUCGAGUCACUGACAACCAAGCUCAAACAGUCUGUUACUUUCAUGCCAUUGAAGGACCUCAGAUUCGCUCAGACCGCCAUGACUGGCAAUACAUGGUUUAUGAGCUCCUUAAAUGACACACACGAGAAAGACGAAGCACAACACUUGUAUUUCCCUUCGGAUGCAUCUCAGGGCCGCCUUCUUUGCGUUAAAGGCCGCAACAUUCGAGACGGCACACAAAACUCCUACGCCUUAGCAUGGCGGAGCAGUCUUCCCUUCUCCGCCACGCUCCUGGAAGGCCUAACCUUCAUAUCCGACUCUUACUACAGCCAUGAAAAUCUGUGGCAUGGGUUAUGCGCCGUGGUGCCUUUCGUGCGGUGGGCAAUGCGGAACGGGUGCGUGAAGCCACAAAGAUGGGUGCUUUUCCACUGGGGAGAGAUUAGGUACAAGAUGGGGUCGUGGGUUCGACAGCUGAUGGAGACAGAGUUCGGAGAUGUCGAGGUUGAGAGGUUUAAGGAAGGAGACGAUGAUGGGCCGUACUGUUUUGAGAGGGCGGUGGUGAUGAGGCAUGAUAUGGGGGAAAUGGGGAUAGAGAACAAGCUCAAAGCUUUUGACUUGUUGCGGUGUAAGGCUAGGAAUUACUGCGGGUUCAUGCCGGAAAGUAGGAGGGAGGUGGACGACAGAGGCUUUCCGAUCAUACGGUUAACUCUGCUCAUGAGAAGAGGCUCCCGGUCGUUCAAGAACGCCGCCGCGGUUACCGAUAUAUUUGCUGAAGAAUGCGCCAAGGUUGAUGGGUGUGUCUUGAAUGUUGCCCAAUCUGAAGAUCUCUCAUUCUGUGAUCAGGUGAGAGUGAUGACGAACACAGACAUUGUUGCAUCUCCACACGGGGCGCAACUAACCAACAUGUUCUUCAUGGACCGUGGCAGCAGCGUAAUGGAGUUCUUCCCAAAAGGGUGGCGGGAGUAUAGCGGCAUAGGUCGAUUUGCGCAUCACUGGAUGGCAACUCAGUCCGGCAUGAACCACCGGGGAGCCUGGUGGGAUCCAAACGGACCCGAUUGCCCUAACCCCAAAGAUUCCUCCCAAUGCUUUUCGUUUCACAAGAAUGGAAAGGUGGGUCACAACCAAACCUAUUUUGCAGAGUGGGCAAGCAAAGUGCUCAAUCAAGUGAAGUUGAUGAAGAUGGAGAAAGCUUCCAAAACUGCUGUGAAUACUACACUGCAUGCUUCAAAUGCCUGUGCUUGUUAAUUAGUUUGCUCAUCAUAUAAUAUAAAA